Xyrauchen texanus (razorback sucker) is the source of this 895-nucleotide messenger RNA. RefSeq names its product selenoprotein S-like. The record is from RefSeq and is a predicted model, not a curated record. Gene Ontology annotation, cellular component: Derlin-1 retrotranslocation complex; endoplasmic reticulum membrane; Derlin-1-VIMP complex. Gene Ontology annotation, biological process: endoplasmic reticulum unfolded protein response; retrograde protein transport, ER to cytosol. The coding region runs from base 140 to 697 and encodes 185 amino acids. Lineage: Eukaryota; Metazoa; Chordata; Actinopteri; Cypriniformes; Catostomidae. The transcript is spliced from 6 exons.
GAAGCUUGAUACGGAAAUCGUUUGUUACUGGCUAUCAGGUUAUCUUUAGUGGAAGUGAACUGAAAGUUUUAAACAGGCAAUGAUUAUUAUAUAUUCUCAUAUCUACGUCAUAAGAACUUGAAAAAAAGGUUUUUUUUAAAUGGAAGCCGACGGUGGUGCCGAUGUGAGAAAUGAAGACGUGCCUCAGAACCUAGAUCUGAGUUUUAUCCUGCCAUCUGUUUCCGUUUUCCUGUCUGACUAUGGUUGGUAUCUGCUGUUCCUGUGUGUGAUGGUUUAUCUGCUCAUUCAACAUCUCAUCAAGAGCAGAUCCAGGGAGAAUCAGAGUCCCUCUGUCUUUGCAUCAAACCAAGACCCUGUGUCUGUGGCGAGACGUCAGGAAGCCCUGGAGGCGUCGCGUCAGAGAAUGCAGGAAGAGCUCGAUGCUAGAGCUGCAGCAUUCAAAGAAAAACAAAUGAGGCAUGAGGAGGACAAGAGAAGACAGAAGAUUGAGAUUUGGGAAAGAAUGAAGGAAGGAAAGAGUUACAAAAGAAAUGCAAAAGUUGAACAUAACACUGAAGAGGCCCCUUCAUCUACGUUUUUGAAACCAAAGACGGAUAAAAAGCCCCUCCGUAACAGUGGAUACAAUCCUCUGUCUGGAGAUGGAAGAGGAACAUGCUCCUGGAGACCAGGUGGAAGAGGGCCAUCCACUGGUGGAUGAGGUUAAAGGAGGGUCAGAGUAACCUCUGACCCUUUCACACCCCCUUUCAUCCCCAUAGUAACACACACAGAUUAACUGAAUGAAGCUGUCAGCUGUUAAGGAUCUUCAUGUAGGUUUUAUUUUUUUGUUGGCAGGCAGGCUUGCUGGCUCUCUCUAUUUCUUAUACACACACACACACACACACACACACACACACAC